UUCAUCCUUUGGUACAAGUUCCCAAUCAAUUGGUGGGUGCUCCCGUCCUUACAGAUGUCACUUUAAUUUGCAAUGUGGAAGCAUCACCCAAAGCCAUCAAUUAUUGGCAAAGAGAAAAUGGUGAAAUGAUUAUUGCUGGGGAUCGCUACCUUCUCACCGAAAAAGAGAUCAAUAUGUAUUCCAUUGAAAUGGUGCUACAUAUCAGACGUCUACAGGCCAGUGACUUUGGUGGAUAUAAGUGUAUAUCGAAGAACAGCAUUGGCGAUACGGAGGGCACCAUACGAUUAUAUGAAAUGGAAAGACCGGGAAAGAAAAUCCUACGAGAAGAAGAUAUGAACGAAGUAACGAAAAACGAAAUUGUCCUCAAGGAAAAUCGUCAUGAAGACGGUGCACGAAAUCAAAAUGGACGCCUAUACAAAGAGCGUGGCAGCGACCUAACCCUAUACAAUCAUCACAAUUCGGCAUUGCCACAAAUGCGGUCACCUUCGAUGCCAUUGAUAAUUGUAUUAAUUACACUAAUACUCUUAUUAGCGUCAACACGUACACUUAACGAUAUUGGCCAUAAUCAAAUUGUCGAUGACAGGCAUUGGCGACAACAGGCGUCAGCGGCGGGCGCGGCAGCGUCGUCGUCGUCAAUACAAUUGGCACA
This is a messenger RNA of Musca vetustissima, 649 nucleotides long. RefSeq lists its product as uncharacterized. The record is from RefSeq and is a predicted model, not a curated record. Gene Ontology annotation, cellular component: neuron projection. NCBI's taxonomy places the organism in Eukaryota, Metazoa, Arthropoda, Insecta, Diptera, Muscidae. The transcript is spliced from 4 exons. The annotation marks the transcript as partial.